Messenger RNA from Pseudoliparis swirei, 2675 nucleotides. RefSeq names its product Enah/Vasp-like b (gene evlb). Bases 445 to 1773 code for a protein of 442 amino acids. Gene Ontology annotation, cellular component: cytoskeleton. NCBI's taxonomy places the organism in Eukaryota, Metazoa, Chordata, Actinopteri, Perciformes, Liparidae. The record is from RefSeq and is a predicted model, not a curated record. Gene Ontology annotation, biological process: positive regulation of actin filament polymerization; actin polymerization or depolymerization; protein homotetramerization. The transcript is spliced from 13 exons. Gene Ontology annotation, molecular function: SH3 domain binding; profilin binding; actin binding.
UGCUCUCACGUUAUUGAAAGCCUCUCCUUCCCCCCCACCCCACCUCCUUCACUUCCUCUUUGAUGACCACAGGACCGGGAUUAUAUUCUCGGGGAGGCGGCGGCGGCGGCGGCGUCAUCUUUUUUUCCCCGGAGUCAUCGUUGUCCUUGCUCUCAGCUCCCGGAGCGCACCGUGUGGCGUCUAGCGGGGAAAUAGGUUAGUGUGCCUGUUCGGCGGCGGCCGGCACACAAGAGGUGAUCGGAUGCGCUGCGCUCGGAGGAGACGAGGAAGAGGAAGAGGAAGGGGGAUGCCUUGCUACCGGUAGCCCGGCGAAGAAGGGGAAUGCUGGCGCCGCCGAACUCCGACCUUUAGCGAAAGGACGGACACGAGGAAGGAAAGCAACAGAUACAGACUUUUUUCUAUCUUUCUUCUUCUCUUUGUUUGUUUGUUGCCUCCUUGUUGACCAUGGACAUCAACCUGCAGUCGCACCGCUUUUACUUCCCCCAGAUCUACUGUGCCGAACCGGGGGGGGCGCAGCCGCCGCCGCAGAUCACUGAGUUCAAAGUCAGCGAGCAGAGCAUCUGCCAGGCCCGGGCCUCGGUCAUGGUCUACGAUGACACCAGCAAGAAGUGGGUGCCCAUCAAGCCCGGACAGCAGGGAUUCAGCCGCAUCAACAUCUACCACAACACUGCCAACAACACCUUCAGAGUGGUGGGCGUCAAGCUGCAGGACCAGCAGGUGGUCAUCAACUACUCCAUAGUGAAGGGCCUCAAGUACAACCAGGCCACCCCGACCUUCCACCAGUGGCGGGACGCCAGGCAGGUUUAUGGCCUCAACUUCGCCAGCAAGGAGGAGGCCACCACCUUCUCCAAUGCCAUGCUCUUCGCCCUCAACGUCCUCAGCGCUCAGGAUGGAGGUCCAGCUGUCCAGCGCCAAGUCCAGAAUGGACCGACUUCAGAUGAGAUGGAAGUUCAGAGAGCGAGGCAGAUGAGUGAGCAGCAGCAGCAAAUGCAGGCGCACAUGGAGCGGGAGCUUCGGUCGUCCAACUCAGGUUCUCCUUUCCAGGGCCACCCUGCUGUUCUCUCCGUGGCCCCCCCAGUAAUACCUCCUCCGAUGAACAUGGGCGGCCCUCCUCCCCCUCCGCCACCGCCGGGACCUCCGCCGCCAUCAGCUGGACUUCCGCCGCCAUUGGCGGCGGUGCCGCCGUCAGCAGCGGCGCCGCCGCCUCCGCUCCCACCUCCGCUUCCUCUGGGCGAAGGGAGUCAGGCGGACGACUCCCCCGACCAGACGGGCCUCGCCGCCAUGAUCGCCGGGGCCAAACUGCGCCGCGUUCAAAGACCCCAAGACGAGAGCUCUUCUUCAGGCGCCAAAAACGAUGCCAACCGCUCAAGUGGAGGCAGCGGAGGCAGCGGAGGCAGCGGAGGCAGCGGAGGCAGCGGAGGCAGCGGAGGCCUGAUGGAGGAGAUGAACGCUCUGCUGAGGCGAAGAAGGAAAGCGGCCUCAGAGAGGCCCGAGGACAGCCAGAACGACGACCCAAAUUCUCCGUCCCCCAGCACCCGGAGUGGACAGAAUUCCACAGAUGGUGCUAAGAAGCCGUGGGACCGAGCCAACUCCUCAGACAGGUCGGUGGUGUCAAGGGUACGGCCCGCGGGGGGCGGCAGCGACGCGGACUCGUUAGACCUCGAUAGAAUGAAACAGGAAAUCUUGGAAGAGGUGUUUCGCGAAUUGCACAAAGUGAAGGAUGAAAUCAUCGAUGCCAUUAGACACGAACUCAGUCGAAUUAGCACGUCAUAAUCUUCCAGAGCCACUUCCCCCCCCGACACGAACCACCUCUUUGAACCGUCGCCCUAGAAGGAGGAAGAGGAGGAAGAGAGAAGUCAGGAGGCCCAAACUGUGACAUCUACUCAUCCCCUUCAGCCGGCGUUGAAGCAACGCCAUGCGACCCGUCUGUGUAACAUUUGGUUUGUUUGGAUGUGAACCGGGCGCACACUUCCUCGGAUUUCCUCACAUUUUCUGUUUCUGGUUGUUCGCCCCUCGUUCCUCUGCCUGAAGAAAAGUGGAUAAAAUUCAUAUGGUUUUAUUGGUUCUUUUUUUCUCCCCACAUGUUUGUUUAAAACUUUGUAUUAUUGUUAUUAUUAUUACUAUCAUUUUUAUGAUUGUCAAUGUAAGGUUGAUAUGAAUUGUAGUAGUGUAGUGAGUACAAUGGUAAUAAUGAGGACAUUAUCAUGAGAAUAUGAUAAUGAUAAUGUCAAUAAUUAUGAUUGCACAUUAUUUUACGUCAGCCUUUUUUUAUUUUCUAUUGUUCUUUUUUCGUUUUGAGAUACAGUUUGCAAACACAUCUCCAAAAAUAUAUUCUCAUAAUUUAACCUGGAGCAUUUUUAAAAUUUAUUAUUUUAUUUAUCCCUUUGGCCGUGUGCGGAACCACAGCAGAAAAAUACACCUGAAGCCCAGGCUGGAAUAAACUUCUUUGGAUAUUGCGAUCUUAUAAACAAACAAAAAAAUAAUACACCAGAGUAUUUGUGAUCAUGUUGUUAAUAAAAUGUUUAUUGGCUGCAAGGAUAUGGUGAAGUAUUUUUCAUUUUAUUCUCUCCUUUUAAUACAAAGUGCUUCCUGGUUGACAAAAAAAAUAAAAUAAAAAAAAUGCACUAACUUUAAAAAUGAAUUCAAAUAAAACUGUGAACAAUGUCUUGGAUUAA